Messenger RNA from Pungitius pungitius (ninespine stickleback), 3874 nucleotides. It is a transcript of the gene col6a2, whose product is annotated as collagen, type VI, alpha 2. The record is from RefSeq and is a predicted model, not a curated record. The coding region runs from base 209 to 3250 and encodes 1013 amino acids. NCBI's taxonomy places the organism in Eukaryota, Metazoa, Chordata, Actinopteri, Perciformes, Gasterosteidae. The transcript is spliced from 32 exons.
AACAGGGACAGGAGAACGAAAGGACGACUCUUCUGCGGGAAGAAAACGCGCAUCUUGUGCUUUUUUUGCGCAUUUUCUACCUGCCGCAUAUCCACGUCCUUACUUGUGUUUCCCUUCUGCUGAGAUGAGGAGUUAAUCAACACGGCCACCCACUGCUGAUUAAGAUUUGAAGUUGUUUGAAAGAGUUUGGACCUGUCAGACAGACAUAAUGAAGAUGCUGGGGUUAGAGGUCAUCGCCCUAUGUCUCCUUUUGGGAACCCUGACUCACGGGCAGAAAAAUAAGUGCUGGGAGAAAAAUGAAUGUACCGUAGAGGUGUUCUUCACCGUAGACACAUCUGAGACCAUCGCCCUGCACGAGCCGCCUCCUGGAGCGCUGGUGGAGAGCAUCAAGGACUUCCUUGUGAAGUUUGCCCAGCGUUUGGAUGAUGCAGAAAUCAAUGGUGUUGUGCAGGUCAACUGGAAGAUCGGUGGACUACACUUCUCUCAGAAUAAUGUUGUGUUCAGUUCCAUUACGGACAAGAACACUUUUAUCACUGGCGUCAGGAACAUCGCCUACCUGGGUAAAGGGACCUACAUCGACUGUGCCCUCGGCAACAUGACAGAGAAAAUGGUGCGCCCAGGCGCAAACCCCAACGCCCUCCGAUUCGCUGUUGUCAUCACGGACGGCCACGUAACCGGCGAACCGUGCAAUGGAGUCAAAGCGGUUGCGGAUAAAGCUCACGAGCACAUCAAGAUAUUUGUCGUAGCAGCAUCUAAGAACGUGGAAGAGCACAUGCUAACGGAUAUCGCCAGCAAUCCUGCAUCUGUCUACAGGAGGGACUACAAGGUUGUGGAUCUGAGCCAAGGCAGAGCCACCAUACAUACAGAGACCAUUGACCACAUCAUCGAGUCCAUGAAACAUCUGGCUUACGUAGAUUGUUUCAAAACCAACUGUCUGGAGACAAAAGGGAGUGACGGUCAGAAGGGCAACCCAGGACAAAAAGGAGCCAAAGGAGACAACGGCGACCCAGGUUCGAAGGGAGGAAGAGGUCGCCAAGGAGACCCUGGUAUCGAAGGUCCCAUCGGUCUGCCCGGUAUUAAAGGAGAACCAGGUCUUCUAGGCGACAAGGGAGAAUUGGGAACUCAGGGGAAAAAGGGUGGGGGUGGUAAUGCAGGACGCAAUGGGACAGAUGGGCAGAAGGGUAAAUUUGGACGAAUUGGCGCUCCCGGCUGCAAAGGAGACCCAGGCGAAAGAGGUCCUGAUGGUCACCAUGGGGACGUUGGUGAACGUGGUUCUCCUGGAACUAACGGAGAAAAGGGUGAUCUCGGUCGCCCUGGAAGAUCUGGCCCCCCCGGAGCAAAAGGAAACAAUGGACCACCGGGAGAGAAUGGAAGUCCUGGAUCACCUGGCGACCCUGGAGACAAAGGAAGCGUUGGAAUCCCUGGAGCUCCAGGAAAGGGCGGAGAGUCUGGGAGAAGAGGAGAUCCAGGGAAAAAGGGUGAUCAAGGGCCAGACGGCAUUAAGGGAAGCAAGGGUGAAAUGGGUCCAGAAGGCUUGAGAGGACCUCCAGGUGAAGUAGGAAGCAAAGGAACAAAGGGAGACAAUGGCCUGCCAGGCCCCAGGGGACCACCAGGGACAGGUGGAGAGGCUGGGAAAAAAGGUGCCGGUGGGGACCCUGGUGAUGCGGGACCUCGAGGAGAACCUGGACCGAUUGGACCAAAGGGAGAUCGUGGAAGACCUGGCUUCGGCUACCCUGGAUCAAGAGGAGCACAGGGUGAUAAAGGAGAUCCUGGGAAUAGUGGGCCUCGCGGCAGCAGAGGGAGCUGCGGGCAAAGUGGGGCUCCUGGAAAUAAAGGAACUCCCGGAGACGAUGGUGUGCCAGGAUCUGAGGGUGAGCCAGGCGGAAGAGGGCAAAGAGGAGACCCUGGCCGGGAUGGAGGUCCUGGCCCUGAGGGUGAUCCCGGCCUCACUGAAUGUGAUGUUAUGAACUACAUCAGGGAAACGUGUGGCUGCUGUGACUGUGAGAAACGCUGUGGAGCCCUGGACAUCGUCUUUGUGAUCGACAGCUCAGAGUCAGUGGGUCAAACAAACUUCACCCUCGAGAAAAACUUUGUCAUCAACACCAUCAACAGAUUGGGAUCAUUUGCCAACGACCCCAAGUCGGAAAUAGGUACAAGAGUGGGAGUUGUUCAGUACAGUCACAGUGGAACCUUUCAGGCCAUCCAUCUCGACGACCCCAAGAUUGAUUCAUUGUCUGCUUUUAAGAAUGCAGUGAAGCGCUUGGAGUGGAUUGCCGGAGGAACUUGGACUCCAUCAGCUCUCAAGUUUGCCUACGACAACCUGAUCAGGGACAGCCGCAGGGCCAAAGCCAACGUCAGUGUUGUUGUCGUCACAGAUGGACGUUUUGACCCCAGAGAUGACGACACGCUGCUCAAAUACCUCUGCGGUCGUCCCGGCGUUGAUGUAAGUGCUAUUGGUAUCGGAGACAUGUUCGAGAAGAAUCAGGACAAUGAGAUUCUGAAUAGCAUCGCCUGCGAGGAGAAGAGCAGGGUUCUGGGCAUGAGGCGCUUUGCAGACCUAGUGGCAGACCAUUUCAUCGGCACAAUUGAAAACGUUCUAUGCCCAGAACCUGUCAUUGUAUGCCCUGAUCUCCCUUGUAAAUCAGAGCCCGCAGUGGCUAGCUGUGUUCAGCGGCCGGUGGAUGUGGUGUUCCUGUUGGAUGGCUCUGAGAGGAUGGGACUGGAUGACCACCGAAGGGCCAAAGAGUUCAUCGAGAACGUGGCUCGCCGCCUCACCCUGGCCAACGGCCAGUCAGACGAGCGGAACGCCCGCUUGGCUCUUCUGCAGUACGGCAGCCCAACACAACAGCGGGUGGAGUUUCCGCUCACGCACAAUCUCACCGUGAUUACUAGUUCGCUCGCUGGGGUGACCUACAUGGAUUCCUCGUCCGAUCUGGGCAGCGCUAUCACCUAUGCAGUCAACAAUCUUGUGAUUCCACAGCGGGGAGGGCGCUUGGCUCGACGCAACGCCGAGCUGGCCUUCGUGUUCGUCACGGACGGCGUCACGUCCUCCGAGCAGCUGGACGAGGCCGUGUCGACGAUGAGGCGAGCCGAAGGCGUGCCCACGGUGGUCGCCGUGGGCACGGACACGGACGAAGACGUGCUCCGGAAGGUGUCGCUAGGGGACAUGUCGGCCGUCUUUCGGGGCGCCGACUUCGCCGGGCUGAACAAACCGUCGUUCCUUGACCGCUUCAUCCGCUGGAUAUGCUAGUGAGGAGCCGCGGGGUUAGAACCCACAGUCCGAGUGAAGGCCCGGCUCCUUCAGCCCACACGUAAACACACGCAGAGCGGCCACCGGACGACUGUGAUCAUUAAGGCGGCUACAAGAUCAUAUUACAAAGGCCAAAAUUAUCCACGUAGGACACACUCACACAAACACAUCGGCAUGCAAUGUCAUUUGUAACUUGAACCUUUUAUUCAUUCUAAAUCUAUGGUCAGCCCCUACUAUCAUAAAAAAUUGUCCCAGAAGAGAGGUGUAUGAUUAUUGAAUGUGUAUGAAACAAAUUGUACUCUUUACUUUGUUGUUAUAGGUGUUUGCAGUCUGCAGUCCCAUCAUAUUGUGUCUCCACUAAAUGAGUCAGGUGCUGAAAUAGAAAUAAAGGACACAACCAUUUGAAUUGUUCUAGAAAACCUUUGACAUUGUGUUAUGCUGCAAUUCAUUUGUUGUGUACACUUAUCCUUUAAAGGGAGGAAAGAAUAUCACAUUUAGCCAUCGAGAAUCGCACUUCGUUACUACACAUGUAUUGGCAGACGAACAUAAAUAAACCAAUGUGUAAAAAUAAAUUCUGAAUAAAGCCUAAUGUGGUGAAACAAAAAACGUUUUUUCUAUAAGAUA